AUGGCUGUCAAGAACAAAAACAGUUUGGGAAUGGCCAACUACUGGCGCACAGCUCUAACUGAGUAUGAGAGUGUGCCGUUCCCGAGGCUCCCACCAUCCAUAGACACGCCAGUGCCAGAGGAGGUGAUUGAACACCCUCUCCCAUGCGUUCGGGAUAGUGUCGUCGACACUACAGUAUCGACUCUAUUUCGUGCUGCCUGGGCGCUGGUUGCUGGAACUGCAAGCAAUUCCGAAGAUGUUGUGUUUGGCGCCGCCGUCUCCUCUCGGGAUGCAAAUGGUGAUGUCAACACCGCGCCAUCUGCAACAGUUCCUGUGCGGGUGAAGUUGGCCCGCGACGACAAAGUGUCGGAAUUGUUGAAGAAGGUCCAGCAGCAAGCGACAGAGAUGAUCCCGUUUGAGCAAACCCGUCUGGAUCAAAUCUCAAAGGUAUCCUCCGAGGCUCGACAGGCCUGCGCCUUUCAGACGCUGCUUGUCCACUCGAACGAGAACCACGACGCCGAGAACGCCAUCCAACAGCAACCGAACUACAAUCACGCUCUAGUGAUCGAGGCCCAGCUUGGCCUGAACAAGCCCAACAUAAGAGCCAGCUUUGAUCCCAGGGUCAUUAAGUCGUGGCAAGUGAACACCCUGCUCAAGGGACUCGAACAUGUUAUGCAACAACUUCAUCGUGCCGUCCCCCAGCAGACAUUGGCAGAGAUCGAAAUGAUCGUUCCCCAGGAUUUAGAGCGGAUCUGGGAAUGGAACAAGACGGUUCCAGCCGCCGUUGAUCGAUGCGUUCACGACAUCGUCGAGGAGAUUGGGCUGGCUCAGCCCAGUGCACCAGCAGUGUCGGCCUGGGACGGCAAUUUGACCUACCGAGAGCUCAAUAAGCUCGCAACAAGGUUAGCAGGCCAACUCGUCAACCUUGGUGUUGGCCCUGAAGUGCUGGUGCCGCUCUGCUUUGAGAAGUCGGUGUGGACAACUGUAGCCAUCCUCGGUGUGCUGAAGGCCGGCGGAUCAUUUCUGCACCUCGACUAUAAUCUUCCCGAACAACGCCUUCAGUCCAUCACUCAGCAAACAAAAGCAAAGGUUAUCCUAUGUUCGGAUUCCAAUGUGGCUUUGAGCUCCCGUCUCGCGCCAAAGGUCAUCACCAUCAACUCCAGUUUCUUUACAAAUUUGCAGAGUCAGCCAAGCAAAGAACUGCGCCCAGUAGACCCGUCAGCGACAAUGUACAAUGUCUUUACAUCAGGAAGUACUGGAACACCUAAGGGUGUAAUCAUUUCUCACCGAAACCUUGCUUCCGCUCUGCACCACCAAAAGCAGAGUCUUGGAUUCACCUCAGAGUCAAGAGUUUUCGACUUUUCUGCAUAUUCAUUUGACAUGUCCGUCUACAAUGUCUUUACUACUCUCACUGCAGGCGCUUGUCUAUGUGUGCCAAGUGACCAAGAUAGGCGAGACAGGCUAGUAGAGAGCAUAGCUUCCUCUCGGGCCACUGCUCUCAUCACCACUGCCUCCGUGGCCCGAACUCUAUCUCCUGAAGACCUCCCUGAGCUCCAGUCUAUGACUUUUGUUGGCGAGGAGAUCCGUGUCAAUGACGUGAAGACUUGGUGGGGCAAGGUCCGAGUAAUCAACGGAUACGCUCCUGCUGAAUGCACUCCUCUUUGCCACCUGAACGGCACUGCGCCCAAUGCUGAGGAGGCUGUUCGACUGGGAAGGGGAAGAGGAGUCUCGACUUGGAUUGUGGACCCCAACAAUCACAACCGUUUACUGCCUCCAGGCUGUGUUGGAGAGAUCCUCCUCGAAGGACCCCUUGUCGGCCAAGGCUAUCUCAACGAUGCGGAAAAGACGGCGGCCGCAUUCAUCCAGAACCCAACUUGGCUACUACGAGGUGCACCAAACAGACCAGGGAGAUCUGGCAGGCUUUAUAAAACCGGAGAUCUCGGCCAGUACGACCACGAAGGAAGCCUGAUUUUCGUAGGCCGAAAGGAUACCCAAGUCAAGAUCAGAGGUCAACGAGUUGAGCUCGGAGAAGUAGAGCACUGGGUAUUACAGUGUAUGCCCGAGGCUUCAUACGCCGUGGCAGAAGUCGUUGUGCCCAAAGCUAAAAGCGCAACUCCGGUGUUGGCUGUGUUUCUUCAGAUCGAUUAUCUGGAGGCGUCCGACUCCACACCAGCAACGAUUCUACCAAUUCCUGCCCAUAUUGAGGUGAAGCUGAAGGAAUAUUUGCCAAGCUACAUGGUUCCGUCAGUCUUUUUUGCCGUCACGGCCCUUCCGAUGACAAGCAAUGGAAAGCUGAACCGAGGAAAACUGCGAGAGAUAGGCGCGUCAUUCUCAGCCCGCUUGCUGGCUGAGGCGCGCACGAGGGGGCCAAAGAGACAACCGACUUCGUCCGCCGAGCAACAUAUACAAGCAAUUUGGGCUCGGAUCCUCGACAUGGAGCCUGGAAAAAUCGGCCUGGACGAUAGCUUUUUCCGCCUUGGAGGCGACUCUAUCGCCGCCAUGAGAGUUGUGCGUGAGGCUCGCGAGGUUGGCAUCGAGCUGUCUGUGGCCAACAUCUUUCGUCAACCAACGCUCCACAAGGUCGCUAGCCAGGCUGUCCAGGUGGAAAACAGCUCUACAGAGCCAAUCUUGCCAUUUACGCUCCUCGGUGAUGGAGUUGACACCACUUCCCUGAUUCUAGACCUAUCUGCAGAGUAUGGACUUGAGGCAACCAGGAUACAGGAUGCUUAUCCCUGCACACCUCUUCAGGAAGGUCUUGUAGCGUUGACGUCGAAGCAAAGCGGCGAUUACAUCCUGCAAUCUACACUAGAACUACCUGCCGACAUUGACAUUGACAAAUUCCGAAAUGCAUGGCAGCAAAUAGUCAAGGCAAUCCCGAUCUUGCGCACACGCAUUGUGCAGCAGUCUCUUGGUCUCGUACAGCUGGUCUUGGACGAAGAGAUCCACUGGACAGAAGCAAGCUCAUUGAAGGAGUAUAUCGAAGACGACCGAAAACUGCCCAUGGAUCUAGGACACUCCCUCACACGUUAUGGUCUUGUGCAAGAGGCGGACACUCGAUCUUUUGUCUGGACGGCCCACCACGCUCUGUAUGACGGCUGGUCACUCCCGCUGAUUAUGAAGAUGGUUGCUCGAGCGUAUCGUGGCGAGGUUAUCAAGGAGCCUCCUCCCUUCAACGCCUUCGUCAAGUACAUCGAGGAGCAAGACGAGAAGACAAUGACGGAUUACUGGCGACAGUCUCUGGGUGAUUGCAACUCUGCACCAUUCCCAGCUCUGCCGCCAUCUGUCCAGCAGCCAGUCGCAGACACCUUCACAGAGCGCCUGGUUUCACUUCCCCAACAAUCCCGCGCGAUUACGGCGUCAACACUCAUCCGCGCGGCAUGGGCUUUGGUGACUGGAUCCAUGACCAACUCUGACGAUAUCGUCUUUGGUGUUACAGUUUCUGGCAGGAAUGCUCCUGUUCCCGGCAUCGAUGAGAUGCCAGCUCCGACAAUUGCCACAGUCCCAGUGCGCAUCAGGUUGGAGCGAGACCAGACCAUCUCUGAUUAUCUUGAAACCGUACAACAGCAAGCCGCAGACAUGAUUCCUUUCGAGCAAACGGGUCUGCAGCAAAUUGCCAAGAUUUCUCCCGACAGCAAGCAAGCGUGUAUGUUCCAGACUUUGCUUGUUGUCCACCCCCAGGAGGAUGAUGCUGUGGAUGUGAUUGGGAAACCCCAAGAUGGCAACCAAGCCGAGUCUGUCAACACGUAUGGCCUGGUCCUUCAGCUGCAACUUUCCGGGGAUAAGAUUAUGGCCACAGCUAGCUUUGACUCCAGGGCUAUCGAGUCAUGGAUGGUGGAAAGAUUGAUCAACGCACUCGAACAUGUCAUGCAGCAGCUUGACCAUUCCAGCCCCGACCAGGCUCUGGCGGAUGUUCAGUUGGUACCGUCACAGGAUCUGGAGCAGAUCUGGGAUUGGAACAGCGCUGUUCCUGAACCUGUCGAGCGAUGCGUCCACGACUUGGUCUCUGAACGCGUCCAAAAGCAGCCCAACGCCCCAGCUGUGUGCGCUUGGGAUGGCGAGUUGACCUAUGCCGAACUCGACCAUCUUUCUACUCGGCUGGCAUCCCAGCUUGUCAGCGCCGGAAUCCAGCCAGAAGUCCUGGUUCCGCUUUGCUUUGAGAAGUCAAUGUGGGCGCCGGUCGCUAUGUACGCCGUCCUCAAGGCGGGAGGUGGCUUUGUACUCCUGGAUUCGUCUCUACCGGAGCAGCGACUGCAGAGCAUUGUCCAACAGACGAAUACUAACGUGAUCUUGUCGUCGACCGCCAACCUAGAACUCAGCUCGCGGCUGUCAAAGACAGUUAUCCAGGUUGAUGCAGACUCGAUUUACAAGUACAGGCCGGGGAAAACCCAAACGCGGCAUAUGCAGUCCUCUUCGACUGCCAUGUAUGCAGUUUUCACAUCUGGCAGCACUGGCACGUCUAAAGGGGCGGUCAUGACACAUACUAACUUUUCUUCCGGGGUAACGUAUCAAGCACAGGUUCUGCGGCUUUCUAAGGAUUCUAGGGUCUUUGACUUUGCAUCUUACGCAUUUGAUGCCGCGGUGCAGAAUGCCUUUGCUACUUUCGUGACGGGAGGAUGCCUAUGCAUCCCAGCUGACACAGAUCGCAGGGAUAACGUUGGCAAGGCUAUGCAGACUAUGCGAGUGACUGUCGCAGAUCUGACGCCCUCGGUGGCACGCCUCAUCGACCCAGACGCAGUACCAGACAUGGAGACGAUCAUCUUGGGCGGAGAGGCUGUCUCCGUUGACGAUGCUACUCGCUGGUGGGGAAAGGUCCAUGUGAUUAAUGCCUACGGACCAGCCGAGUGCACCAUCAUGAGUACGCUCAAUGCCAACCCUGCUACUCCUCAAGACGCCGUCCGUAUCGGAAAAGGAGCGGGUUUGGUUACUUGGGUUGUCGACCCUGAGAAUCACGAUCUGCUGCUCGCUCCUGGAACAAAAGCAUUUAUCGACGACCCUAAGUGGUUACUUCAGGGCACUCCUGGCAGAAAAGGGCGUCGAGAGCGACUGUAUAAGACCGGUGACUUGGUCCAAUACAGCAAGGACGGCAGCUUGACCUUCAUGGGACGCAAGGAUGCCCAGGUCAAGAUUAGAGGUCAGCGAGUCGAGCUCGGAGAGGUUGAAUACCAGGUGCAGAAGUGCAUGUCCGACGUCGAGAAAGUUGUGGCUGAAGUUAUCACGCCACAAGGAGAAGGCUCCAGGCCGAUAUUGGUUGUGUUCCUUCAGAUGAACAAGAAUGCAGAAACCAACGGAUCGAUAAUUAACGGAUCGCACUCUGCACCAGCUAAGAUGAUCUCAAUCCCUGUCAACGUCGAGGACCAGCUUUCUCAGCAUCUCCCCGUCUACAUGGUUCCUACCGCUUUCUUCGUUAUGGACGACAUCCCGAUGACAGCAACGGGGAAAAUUUUCCGGAAACAACUACGUGAAAUCGGAAGCUCCUUUUCUGCCCAGCAGUUGGCCGAGAUGCACACCAAGGGACGAGGCCCGAAGCGAGAACCAACAACUGAGGGAGAGCGCCUCAUGCAGAAGAUUUGGUCUGAAGUCCUCAACAUUGACGCUAAGACCAUUGGGCUUGACGACAGCUUUUUCCAACUUGGAGGCGAUUCUAUUGCGGCAAUGAAAGUGGUCGGCGAGGCCAGAAAGGCUAGCAUUGAAAUAUCAGUUGCUGAUAUCUUCCGCUGCCGCAGACUACAACACGUCGCCAGCCAGCAGCGUUCCAGCCAAAGUGAACUUGAAAAAAUUACCAAAGCCGAGAUAACGGGUCCCUACGAGCAAUCAUUCUCCCAAGGACGCUUGUGGUUCUUGGAUCAGCUACAUUCUGGUCUGAGUUGGUACAUCGUCCCGUGUGCUCUGCGGCUUCGAGGACCGCUUCAGCUCAGCGCGCUAAACACAGCGCUACAAGCGGUCGAGUGCCGUCACGAGACCCUCCGAACCGUCUUUUCAUCUCAAGACGGUGUCAACUUGCAGCACGUACAUCCAUUCCGAAAGAAGCAUCUCAACGUGGUGGACAUGUCGAUUGGUGAUGAGGAAGGCCUCAUGCGUGCGCUGGAACGCGACCAGGUCACUCCGUUUGACUUGCAGACUGAACCUGGAUGGAGAGUGAAGCUGUAUCGAAUGGGAAACCAAGACCACCUUCUUUCGAUUGUGAUGCACCAUAUCGUGUCUGAUGGUUGGUCGGUCGAUGUGCUUCGCAAGGACCUGGCCGCAUUUUACUCCAUGGCAGUUCGAGGACAGGACCCGUUAUCCAAGGCACAGCCUUUGUCCAUUCAGUUCAAGGAUUUCGCUUUCUGGCAGAGAAAACCCGCUCAAGCUGAAGAACAUGAACGACAACUCGGCUACUGGGUCAAUCAGUUGCAAACAAGCCGGCCCGCUGAGAUGCUGUGUGAUAAGCCCCGUCCUCCUGUUUCAUCCAGCAAGGCCGGCGAAGCAUUCCUAAUGGUCGAAGGUCCACUCUAUGAGAAGCUGCAGAGGUUCUGUAAGGAACGCUCGGUGACGCCUUUCACUGUGCUCCUUGCUGCGUUCCGAGCAGCUCAUUUCCGCCUCACCGGCGCAAAUGAUGGCACAAUUGGUACCGCAAACGCCAACCGCAGUCGAUCUGAAGUGAAGGACAUGAUCGGAUUUUUCGUUAAUUUGCAGUGUCUCCGCAUCAAGGUCGAAGAUGAGACUUUUGAUGAGUUGGUCCAACAAGUCCACACAACAACCGUUGACUCCUUCGCCAACCAAGAUGUCCCCUUUGAAGAUAUUGUUUCAAAGCUUAAAAAGGAUAGAGACUUGUCGCGACACCCGCUGGUCCAGAUUGUGUUUACCGUCCAUUCUCAGAUGGAGUUGAACCGCUUUACGCUGGAAGGAGUGGAGACUGAGGCCGUGGCCGUGGCAGAAUCGACGCGAUUCGACCUCGAGCUUCAUUUCUUCCAAGAACAGAAUGCUUACAGGGGACAUAUCCUGUACUCAACGGACCUUUUCAACCCGGAAACGAUCACAAACAUGCUGUCGGUGUUCCGGCGAGUCCUCGAGCUGGGCCUGGACGAACCUGGCACCAUGAUUACGUCGUUGCCUCUGUUAACCGACUACGACUACGCCAAGCUCGAUAAUAUGGGCUUGAUCAAGGUUCCGAAGUCUGCCUUUGCCGAACACUCUAGCAUUGUCGACAUCUUCCGCAAGGGUGUUGCUGCCCAUCCCAACACAAUCGCAGUUAAAGACCCGUCAGGACAUCUGACAUAUGCUCAGCUGGAUCAGCAAUCAGACCUUGUUGCUCGGUCACUUGCGGCAAGAGAGCUUCCUGCUGGAUCGCUUGUGGGAGUAUUUGCACCUCGCUCCUGUGAGACGAUCGUGGCCAUUCUGGGCGUCUUAAAGGCCGACCUGGCGUAUUUGCCUCUCGAUGUUAGAAUCCCAGUUGGGCGAUUGGAAACCGUCUUGUCUUCUAUCGAAGGCCACAAGCUGGUACUUCUCGGUCAUGAGGCAAAGCUCCCGGCGACUCGACUCCAGGAUGUUGCCUUUGUUCGCAUCGCAGAAGUGUUGAAAGAAAACCCCAAGAAGGUCUCCCUGCCCUCACCCACAGCUAGCAGCCUUGCCUAUGUCAUGUUCACUUCUGGUUCAACUGGCCAGCCGAAGGGAGUCAUGAUCGACCAUCACGCCAUUGUCCGCCGAGUUAGAGAGGGCAAGAUGACCGGCUACUUGCCUGACUCGCCUAUCAUCGCUCACAUUUCCAAUAUUGCUUUUGAUGCAGCCACGCUGGAAAUCUACGCUGCCUUAUUCAAUGGCGGAACUCUGGUUUGUGCUGAUACAAUGGUCGUUUUGGAUCACAAAGCCCUCGCCCAAGUCUUCAGCCGAGAGAACGUGCAAGCUGCCCUUUUCACACCUGCGCUACUGAAGCAAUAUCUCCUCGAGUCGCCGGCUACCAUCCGUCAGUUGCACAUCCUAUGGGUUGGUGAUCGGGCCGAUCCGCAAGACAUGAUCAAAGCCCGGAAGCUCGUGAAAUCAAAGGUCAUCAAUGCCUAUGGUCCCACCGAAAACACCAUUGCCAGCGCUGUGUACUGCUUAGACGAAAACGAGCAGUAUACCAACGGUGUUCCUAUCGGUCAAGCGGUCCGCAACUCCGGCGCCUACGUUAUGGACGCACAGAUGCGUCUGGUGCCUCUUGGCGUGGUGGGAGAGCUCGUUGUGACAGGCGAUGGUUUGGCGAGAGGCUAUUCCGAUCCCAAGCGAAAUGUUGAUCGAUUCGUGUCCAUCACGAUCGACGGAACCCCGACCAGAGCGUAUCGCACAGGAGAUUACGUUCGAUGCCGGCCGGUAGACGGGCAGCUCGAGUUCUUUGGCCGCAUGGACGGACAGAUCAAGAUUCGCGGCCAGCGUGUCGAGCUCGGCGAAAUUGAACACGUUCUUCGCAGUCGUAACUCUGUCAGCGAUGCUGUGGCCAUUCUGCAGAGUGGAGAUGGCAGAGAUCCGCAAAUCGUUGGAUUCGUCACGAUCCCGGAUGUCCCUGAGCCCAGUAAUGGGAAAUCAGAUGAUCACGAAGAAACCGACCACAUGGAAGUUUGGGAGGACGCUUUUGACGAGGAUUUAUACGUUGGCAUUGACGAUGUACAGCCCGAGACAGUGGGCCGAGAUUUCAUGAGCUGGACGUCUAUGUAUGAUGGAAGCGACAUCGACAAGACGGAAAUGAACGAGUGGCUAGACGACACUAUCGAGACGAUUCUCAACGGAGGUCCAUCCGGAAACAUCCUCGAGAUUGGAACAGGAUCGGGAAUGAUCCUCUUCAACCUGACCCAAGGCCUUCAAAGCUAUAUCGGUCUAGAACCUGCCCAGAAAGCCGUGUCUUUCGUCACGAAAACCGCCAAGACAAUUCCCAGUCUUGCAGACAAGGUCAAGAUGCACAAGGGCACAGCGGUAGACAUCAGCCGACUUUCUAAGUUUGUCUCACCGGACCUUGCCAUCAUCAACUCGGUUGCUCAGUAUUUCCCCAGUCAAGACUAUUUGUUCAGGGCUAUCGAGGAGUUGUUCGAACUACAAAGCAUGAAAACAGUCUUCUGCGGCGACAUGCGCUCGCACGCGUUGUACAAGCAGUUCCGAAUCACCAAGGCCCUGCAUGUCCUCGGCAAGAAUGCGAGCAAAGACGACGUCCAGCGCAAAAUCGCUGAGAUUGAGCAGAGUGAGCUGGAGCUCCUUGUCGACCCGGCCUUCUUCACAGCUCUACCAAGCCGUCUGCCGCAUCUCAUCGGCCAUGUCGAAAUCAUCCCCAAGCGCAUGAAGGCCACCAACGAGCUCAGUUGCUAUCGGUACGCGGCUGUUAUCCAUGCGAAGUCCAAGAACCAAAAGAUUUACGACGUGGGGAAUGAGUGGAUUGACUUUAUGGCGGACAGGUUGGAUCGCAAGUCACUACUCCGUGCUUUGCAAAACACCUCGCCCUCAUCCGUCGUGGCUGUGAGCAACAUUCCGUAUAGCAAGACCAUCACCGAGAGACAUGUCAUCGAGUCGCUUGACAACACUGCGGAAGAGGGACUCGACGGUGACUGGAUACUGUCAGCUCGUGACAAGGCCCGUCUUUGCUCUUCACUCUCUGCCGUCGACUUGGCAGAUAUCGCUCAAGCAGCGGGUUAUAGGGUCGAAAUCAGCUGCGCCCGGCAAUACAUCCAACACGGUGGACUCGACGCCGUAUUCCACCGUCAGACUCCAGCUCAAGGAGAAAGCAGAGUCCAAUUUCGAUUCCCUGUUGAUCCUCAAGACCGACCAGCCCAUACUCUCAGCAGCCAACCUCUUCGUCAACAGCUCAGGCAAAAGGUUCGAGAGCAACUUCAAGAGAUGCUGCGCGCUCAGCUUCCAUCAUACACGAUCCCUAGGGCUAUUUAUAUCCUCGACAAAAUCCCCGUCAAUCAAAACGGUAAGGUUGAUCGCAGCGCCCUUGCGGGCAGUGUCCAGACGCGGACGGGCUUCCGCGGAGAAACUCGACAACCCACGACAGAUGAACAGCGGAAGAUGCAGAAGAUUUGGGCGCAGGUCCUCAACAUGAAUGCUACAAGCAUUGGAAUUGACGAUAACUUCUUCCGGCUUGGAGGUGACUCGCUUGCUGCAAUGAAGGUUGUAGGGCAGGCUCGCAAGGCCGGACUUGACUUGGCUGUUGCCCACGUUUUCCGGCAUCCUCUACUCGGUGAUUUAGCCGAUCAGGGGAUGCAAUUGACGGAUCCCGCCGUUGAACAUAUCUCUCCAUUCGCCCUCGUCGAAAACUCGGUAGACAUUGAUUCUGUCAUUGAAGGAAUCUCCUCACAGUAUCAACUUCCAUCUGGUGCUGUCCAGGAUAUGUAUCCAUGUACGCCACUGCAGGAAGGUCUCUUGUCAUUGACAUCCAAGAGACCUGGAGACUACAUCAUGCAGGAUAUCCUGGAAUUAUCGCCCGAUGUUCGACUGACCACCUUCCAUGACGCCUGGCAAGAAGUGGUUCGACAAAUGCCAAUCCUGCGCACCAGGAUUGUGCAACAUAAGGAUCUUGGUCUCAUGCAAGUGGUUUUAGAUGAGAAAAUCCAAUGGAAUGAGGCGAUCUCACUGGAGGAGUACACCCAGACCGACAAGGAAAACCCAAUGGGACUCAGUCAACCCCUUGCUCGAUACGCCCUCAUCAAAGAUCAAGAAGGCGCUCACUACUUUGUCUGGACACUUCAUCACGCCUUGUACGAUGGAUGGUCGCUUCCCAUUAUCACGCAAGCGGUCAACCAGGUUUACCGCGGGGAGGCGAUCGAUCAAGGCCCUCAGUUCCAAGCCUUCAUCAAAUACAUCAAGGAUCAAAAUGAAGAUGAGACGGCGGCUUACUGGCGCAACGCUCAUCCAGACAGUGAGGCUGUGCCAUUCCCAGCCUGCCCGCCCUCUAUCGAAGAGCCUGUUGCAGAUGAAGUUAUGGAGCAUCAUCUUGCUCGCCCGCGGGAACAAUCCCUUGGCAUCACGACAGCUACCUCGAUCCGCGCCGCCUGGGCCUUGGUCGUGAAGCAGAUGAUCAACUCGGACGAUAUUCUGUUUGGUGUCACGGUCAAUGGGCGUAAUGCGCCAGUUGCCGGGAUCGAAAAUGUGGCUGCCCCGACUAUCGCGACGGUCCCAGUGCGUGUCAAGUUGGACACCGAGCAGAGUGUCUCGCAAUACCUGAAGGCUGUCCAUCUGCAGGCCACAGAAAUGAUCCCAUUUGAACAGACGGGCCUGCACAGAAUUGCCAGAUUCUCUCCAAACACGCAAGAAGCUUGCAAGUUCCAGACGCUUCUCGUCGUUCAACCGCAAGGGACGAGUGUCCCCGAGGAUGCGCUUGGUACCUGGCAGGAUGGCAAUCAACGGCGGAAGUUCAACACCUAUGCUCUCAUGCUAGAGAUUGAACUGGGGCCGCAAAACAUCUUGGCCAGAGCCAGUUUCGACUCGAGGAUCAUCAACACCCAAGUUGUGAGAAACUUGCUUCACCGACUGGAAUACGUCCUGCAGCAGCUUGGAAGCGCCCCUCCUGAGCGGAGCUUGAAAGACGUCAACUUUCUCAUGCCGCAGGACCUCGCCCAGCUUUGGGAAUGGAACAAGAUCCUCCCAGCGCAGAUUCAAAAAUGUGUCCAUGAGCUAUUCGAAGACCAAGCACGAUCUCGACCUAACGCAAUCGCUGUGUCCGCUUGGGACGGCGAGCUGACCUACGGAAAGCUCGACGAGCUCGCCACUGGACUAGCUGGGCAGUUAGUUCAAGCUGGAGCUGUGCUAGAUAUGAUAAUUCCCCUAUGUUUCGAGAAGUCAGUGUGGACUACAGUGGCAAUGCUUGGCGUUCUCAAGGCCGGGGCCGCCUUUGUUUUGCUAGACUCGUCUCUUCCGACACAGCGUCUCCGAUCUAUUGUCCGACAAGCCCAGUCACAGCUGAUCGUAUCGUCUACUGCAAACCUGGCUAUCGGCUCACAGCUUUGCUCUCAAGUAUUGACAAUCUCUCCAGACCUUUUUACAAACAUCAAAAACGGAGCGGUUGGCCAUCUUCCAAGACCUGACCUCGACUCGCUGUGCUAUGUCACAUUUACAUUGGGUAGCACUGGAACGCCCAAGGGCGCGACUCUUAGCCAUGGAAACCUCGCUUCUGCUAUGAGCUACCAAGCACCGAGACUUGGUUUCACAAAAGACUCAAGGCUCUAUGACUUUUCGUCGUACGCAUUCGAUGCUGCAGUUCUCAAUGCCUUUAUGACGCUCGCGGCAGGGGGUUGCUUAUGUGUACCACACGACGAUGAGCGCAAGAGCAACUUGGCACAAAGCAUAGCUUCUUCAAGGGCCAACAUCAUCUUCCUCACACCUUCCGUCGCCCAGCUAAUCUCCCCGGAUCACACGCCUGAUUUGAAGACAAUUAUGCUGGGGGGCGAGGCGCCGCGGCUUGACGACAUCAAGGCUUGGUGGGGCUCUGCGCGAGUUCUCAACGCAUAUGGACCUAGCGAAUGUACUACUUUGAGUAUCAUCAAUGAUAAUGCCUCAAGUCCUGAGGAUGCUAUGAAUAUUGGAAACGGAAUCGGCACUCUUGUUUGGGUUGUUGACGCGGGUAACACUGACUCCCUCCUCCCUCCCGGAUGCGUCGCCAACACGUCCGAGGCCUUCGUUGAGAAUCCAACUUGGCUGCUUCAGGGUGCACCUGGCCGACCUGGUCGCCAUGGCAGACUCUACAAGACCGGCGACUUGGGUAUGUACAACGCAAACGGACAAAUCACUUUCCUUGGGCGGAAGGACGCCCAAGUCAAGAUCCGCGGACAGCGUGUGGAACUCGGCGAAGUUGAGUGUCGCGUGCAAGAAUGUGUGACAGAGGCAACGCAUGUCGUCGCUGAAGUCAUCGUCCCCCAAGGCGAAAACUCGAGCCCUACACUAGUUGCCUUCCUCCAGAUUGAGAACACCACAGAUCAGUCGAAUCAUACUGUUGCGAGGGUUAUUCCCGUUACUGCAGAAGUUGAAGACAAGUUGGCCAGGCAUCUGCCAAGCUAUAUGAUCCCGACUGCCUUCUUCUCCAUGCAGCAACUACCCAGCACUACCUCGGGCAAAAUGGACCGCAAGGCUUUACGCCAAAUCGGCAGCUCGUUUACUUCUAAGGAGCUUGCUGAGAUGCAGGCUGGUGCACAAGGGCCGAAACGGCAACCUACUACACACGUUGAACAUCUCUUGCAAGGGAUCUGGGGUCAGGUCCUCCACAUUGAUGCGGCCACUAUUGGACUGGAUGACAGUUUCUUCCACCUCGGCGGUGACUCUAUCGCCGCUAUGAAGGUUGCGGCCGAGGCCAACAGAGCCGGCAUCUCAUUGACAGCAGCCAACAUUUUCCGUCAUCGUCGACUGCAACAGGUGGCCAGCCAGGUAGCUUCUACUGCAAAUGGCACGUCGCAGGGAAUUCCAAACAUCCAACAGAGCGGACCCGUGCAGCAAUCCUUUGCCCAAGGCCGUCUUUGGUUCUUGGAUCAGCUUUAUCCAGGCCAGACCUGGUACCUGAUGCCGUUUGCAACACGAAUCCGCGGCCCAAUCCAACUUGAUGCAUUACACGCUGCUCUUCAGGCAUUGGAGCAACGCCACGAAACUCUCCGAACUGUCUUUGCAUCCGAGGACGGUGCCAACUUGCAGAAAAUCCGACCUUUCGAGAGACAGGAUUUGAACGUGAUUGGAGUUUCUCACGAGUCAGACGUGCUGGACGCAUUACGGCGUGACCAGACGACUCCUUUCGAUUUACAGACGGAGCCGGGAUGGCGCGUCUCUAUCUACCGCGUCGGCCAAGACAACCAUGUGCUAUCCAUCGUCAUGCACCAUAUUAUUUCUGACGGCUGGUCUGUUGAUAUCCUUCGUCAGGAACUAUCCAGCUUUUAUUCAGCCGCAAUCCAGGGCCAGGAUCCGUUGUCUCAAGUACAACCUUUGCCAAUCCAGUAUCGGCACUUCUCGACAUGGCAGAGGCAACCGGAGCAGCUAGCCGAACACCAGAAACAGCUAGAGUAUUGGACUGAGCAACUCCAGACAAGCCGACCGGCCGAGUUCUUCUGCGAUAAGCCUCGCCCUUCCACGUUAUCAGGUGACGCUGGCGUGGAAGAUCUUGUGCUCGAGGGAGCGCUCUACGACAGACUCCAACGCUUCUGCAAACAACGCUCUGUGACUCCGUUCAACGUCCUUCUAGCUGCAUUCAGAGUUACUCAUUACCGCCUCACCGGUGCAACUGACGCUACAGUCGGAACGGCCAACGCCACCCGCAGCCGCUGGGAGGUCAAGGACAUGAUUGGCUUCUUCGUCAACAUGCAAUGUCUCCGAAUCAAGAUUGACGAUGACAACUCUUUCGACGACUUGGUCCAACAGGCCCAGGAAGUAACUAUUGCUUCUUUUGCAAACCAGGACGUUCCUUUCGAGGAUAUUGUCUCGAAGUUGCAAAAGGAGAGAGAUCUAUCCCGUCAUCCACUUGUACAGAGUGUCUUUGCUGUUCACUCACAGAAGGACCUUGGAAAGCUUACCCUCGAGGGGGUCAUGACCGAGGAAAUGCCCCUCCCUGACACCUCGCGGUUCGAUCUGGAGUUUCAUUUCUUCCCGGAAAACCAAGGUCUUCGAGGCCAAGUGCUGUUCUCGAAGGACCUGUUCAAUGCUGGGACGAUCAAGAGCAUGUUGUCCGUUUUCCACAAGAUUCUUGACGGUGGUCUUCUUGAACCUAAGACUUCUAUCGCAUUAUUGCCCUUGUUGACCGAAGAUGACCAUGCCGCCCUCGACGACCUCGGCCUGCUCCAAAUCGAGACAACAGACUACCCGCGCGAAUCCAGUGUCGUCGAGGUCUUCAGAAACCAAGUUGCUGUCUGCCCUGAGAAGGUGGCUGUCAGGGAUAAUUCCUCGGAGCUGACAUACAGCCAGUUGGACAAGGAGACAGACACCCUUGCGCAAUGGUUAGCAGCACAGUCGCUGCCUGCCGGUACGCUUGUCGGUGUAUUUGCGAGCCGCUCAUGUGAGACAAUCAUUGCAUUCUUCGGUAUUCUCAAGGCCAACUUGGCUUACCUACCACUGGACGUCCGGACUCCAGUACGUCGGCUGGAGACAAUCCUGUCCUCUGCCAAAGGCUGCAACCUCAUCCUACUGGGAACAGAGGCACAACCAGCGACUUCACUGGAGAAUGUCGAGUUUGUUCGCAUUGCCAAGGCUCUGGACACACCAGUCCAAAAGGUUCACCUAUCCUCGCCCUCACCGAACAGUCUGGCCUAUGUCAUGUUCACCUCCGGUUCGACAGGUCAACCCAAGGGAGUUAUGAUCGAGCAUCGCAACAUUCUGCGCCUAGCCAAACAAAGCAACACGCUCCACCACUCGCCUACCACUGGGACUAUGGCUCAUAUGUCCAAUAUUGCCUUUGACGCCUCUACAUGGGAGAUCUACGCUACCCUACUCAAUGGCGGAACGAUGGCCUGUAUUGAUACAAUGACUGUACUUGAUCAAAAAGCUCUAGUGGACGUCUUUGCGCGUGAAGAAAUCCGGAGUGUUUUCGUGACUCCAGCUCUACUCAAGCAAUAUCUUGCCGAGUGUCCUACAAUUCUAGGCUCUUUGCACGCUCUCUACCUUGGAGGAGAAAACGUCGACCCACAGGAUGUCUUGACAACCCGGCGAUUUAUGCACGGAAAGAUCAUCCACGUAUACGGCCCAACAGAAAACACCGGCUUCAGCACGUCAUACUGUAUACCUCUCGGGGAGACAUACACCAACGGCAUUCCAAUUGGUCGAGCCCUUAGCAACUCGGGUGCAUAUGUUAUGGACCCGGAACAGCGUCUGGUUCCACUGGGAGUUCUUGGAGAGCUUGUCGUUACCGGCGAUGGAGUAGCCCGGGGGUAUACCGACCCUCGCCGCGAUGUUGACCGCUUUGUUUCAGUCAGGAUCAACGAUGUGUAUGUCAAGGCGUACCGCACAGGUGACUUUGUCCGUCAGCGCCCGUCAGAUGGACAACUCGAGUUCUUCGGUCGUAUGGAUGGCCAAAUUAAGAUCCGGGGCCAACGCGUGGAGUUGGGCGAGAUCGAGCAUGUCCUUCGCAGUGAAGCCGCUGUCAAUGAUGCCGUCGCCAUCCUUCAGCACGACGAAGGCCGAGAAGCGCAGAUAGUCGCUUUUGUGACGACCAUCGAGGCUGCGGUGCAGAGCAUUGAGCCGGAUAAUGCUAUUCAAACUGAUCGCAUUGACGCCUGGGAGGACCUCUUCGAUACCGAUACCUAUGGCUCUAUCGAAAAGGUUGAUCCAGAAAGGAUCGGCAGGGACUUUGUCGGAUGGACAUCAAUGUAUGACGGGAAUGAUAUCGACAAGGGAGAAAUGAACGAAUGGCUCGACGAUACAAUGACGACGAUCCUGGAUGGAGAUGCUGCCGGACACGUCAUUGAGAUUGGAACUGGAUCCGGCAUGAUUCUCUUCAACUUGGCCGACGGGCUGCAAAGCUACGUCGGUCUUGAGCCCUCUGAGAAGGCCGUUGCAUUCGUCACCAACACGGCCAAGUCAAUCCCUUCCCUAAAGAAUGUCCGUAUGCACAAGGGCACGGCAGUAGACAUCACUCGACUUUCCACCCCAAUAUCCCCUACCCUCUCCGUUAUCAACUCAGUGGCGCAGUACUUCCCUAGCCAGGAUUACUUAUUGCAGGUUGUCCAGGAUCUUCUCCAGCUUACAGGUAUCGAAAGACUGUUCUUUGGAGACAUGCGGUCAUUUGCCCUUUACAAGGAGUUCCGUGUCACUCGUGCCUUGCAUCUGCUAGGGCACAACGCCGACAAGGGAGAUGUCCGGCGAAAGGUUGCCGAGCUGAAGCAAGGCGAACUGGAACUACUUGUCGACCCAGCUUUCUUCACGUCCCUGGCCACUCGGUUACCUGACUUGGUCGAGCACGUCGAGAUUCUCCCCAAGAGGAUGAAGGCGACGAACGAAUUGAGUUGCUACCGCUAUGCCGCCGUCGUACAUGUCAAGAGAAACAAGCCACAUCGCCAGGUCAUCAACGAUGUAGAUGACAGCGCCUGGCUCAACUUCAUGGAGCAAGGUUUCGAUCGGGAAUCGCUAUUGCGCCACUUGCAGCGUUCCUCCCGGUCGUCCAUUAUAGCAAUCAGCAACAUCCCUCACAGCAAGACAAUCUUGGAGAGACACGUUAUCGAUGCCCUCAACGACAAACUAGACGAUUCGAGCGAUUGGAUGGCUUCAGUCAGUCAAAAAGCACAACUCUGUCCCUCUUUGUCUGUCAUCGACUUGGCCGAGUUGGCCGAGGAGGCAGGCUUCCGAGUCGAAAUCAGCUGGGCUCGCCAGCACGCUCUACGUGGCGGGCUGGACGCCGUCUUCCAUCGCUACGAGCCAGUCGACGGCCGAAUCAGGACUUUGUUCAGAUUUCCACACGCACACGAAGGUCGCGCGCCGCAGUCCUUGAGCAGCCAGCCGCUGAAGCAACAAAUCAGACAAAACCUCCGGGAACAGCUCCAGGAGACUCUUCGGGCUCAGCUUCCAUCAUAUACUAUACCCCGGGCGAUCCAUUUUCUUGACGAGAUGCCGGUUAACGACAACGGCAAGGUCGAUCGUCGCAUGCUCGCCGAGAGCGUUCAGAUCCGCACCGCCGAGCGAGGAGUGGCAGCGCAACCAACGUCUGAAGCAGAGCGGCAGAUGCAGAGAGUCUGGGCUGAAGUCCUCAACAUACAGCAAAAGACUAUCGGGUUGGAUGAUAGCUUCUUCCAGCUGGGAGGCGACUCGCUUGCUGCGAUGAAGGUUGUUGGCCACGCCCGCAGGCUCGGAAUUGAGCUCGCAGUAGCAGACAUCUUCCGUUUCCCAUCGCUGCGCGACCUCGCCAAUCAAGGAGCCGAGAUUGAAGUUGACGCUUUAGUUGACAUUCCACCCUUUUCUCUUCUAGGCGAGGACGUCAACACCGCCUCAUUCUUGCAAGACAUCUCGGUCCAGUAUUCACUAGAUCCCCAGACUCUGCAAGACGCAUACCCAUGCACUGCCCUCCAGGAAGGUCUCCUGUCUUUGACAUCUAAGCGGCCUGGAGAUUAUGUGCUGCAGGCAACCCGAGAACUGCCGCGGGAUCUCGAUGUAGAGAAGUUCCGCAACGCCUGGGAGCAAGCCUCUCGUUCGAUGGCCAUUCUACGCACGAGAAUUAUCCACCACAAUACUGUCGGCUUCGCACAGGUCGUGGUGGAUGAAGACACCAACUGGAUCGAUGCCGCCAAUGUAGAUGACUACCUCAGGUCAGACCGAAAACAAGUCAUGGGUGCAGGUCAACGCCUCACACGUUACGCGUUGGCUCGAGGCGAUGAAGGCACUCCAUGGUUUGUUUGGACGAUCCACCACGCACUCUAUGACGGUUGGUUUCUCCCUCAUGUCUUUGGUAUUGUCGAUCGACUAUAUCGCGGCGAGUCUGUCGAGCCAGGGCUUCAGUUCCAGUCCUUCAUGAACUAUCUCAGUCAACAAACCGAAGACCGAAUGAUGGAAUACUGGCGAAGCGUCCUCUCUGGCUGCGAAUCCGUGCCGUUCCCGGCUCUCCCAUCUGUUCAUCAGUCAAUCGCGAGCACAGUUAUUAAGCACCAGUUCCCCAAACCACAACAAGCCUCUAUUAACAUCACAACAUCGACACUGGUGCGCGCCGCCUGGGCCUUGAUUGCCGGCCAGAUGACGCAUUCCAAGGAUGUUGUCUUUGGUGUCACUGUCUCCGGACGCAAUGCUCCAGUCGUUGGUAUUGAGACAAUGGCUGGACCGACAAUCGCAACUGUCCCUGUCCGCAUUAACUUGGCCAGUGAGAGCACUAUUUCCGAGUAUCUCACGUCGGUGCAAAAGCAGGCGACCGAAAUGAUCCGCUUCGAGCAGACUGGCUUACAGCGGAUUUCCAAGUCCUGCCCCGGAGCAAAGCAAGCAUGUGCGUUCCAAACACUGCUCGUUGUUCAGCCACAGAGUGAACUCGGAAGUGCAGAUAGCGUUCUUGGAAGGUGGCGAGACGACAGCCAACAGCAAGGUAUCAACACGUAUCCUCUUAUGCUGGAAGUGCAACUCGGAUCUGGAGACAUCACGGCCAAGGCCACCUUUGACGCGAGGACUAUCGAGCCAUGGGUGGUACAAAAUUUGCUGAAACGUCUUGAAUUCAUGAUGCAGCAGCUCGUAGAAGCUGAUACCGAUCAGGCUUUGUCGGAGAUCCAGAUGGCCACUGCAGAAGAUACAAAGACCAUAUGGGACUGGAACAAGGACGUCCCCGAAUCUAUCGACCGAUGCGUUCAUGAGAUCAUCGAGGCACGCGUACAGAGCCAGCCCGAUUCGCCCGCCAUCUGCGCAUGGGAUGGAGACUUGACAUAUGGCCAGCUCGACUGGCUCGCUGCAGGCCUGGCACGUCGUCUCAUUGACCUUGGUGUCGGCCCGGAUAUGAUAAUCCCUCUGUGCUUUGAGAAGUCAAUGUGGACACCUGUUUCAAUGCUUGCUGUCCUCAAGGCUAGAGGAGGCUUCCUUAUGCUCGACCCGUCACAGCCUGAGCAACGACUCCAGUCUAUUAUUCAACAAGCCAAAGCAACACUUGUGCUCUCUUCCGUCGACAACCAGGCUCUGAGCUCACGCCUCGUUCGCGAAGUAGUCACCGUCAACUCAAGCUUCUUUGAAGCACUUGGUGAAAGAACUACUGAAUACUUUUCCGCCCCCAGCGCGGAAUCCAUCGCGUAUGUCAUCUUCACGUCAGGCACGACAGGCACGCCAAAGGGAGCCGCCCUCACUCACGUGAAUUGUACUUCGGCGUUGCGACACCAGGGCUCUGGAUUCGGCUUGACACCCAAUUCUAGAGUCUAUGACUUUGCUUCCUAUGCGUUCGAUGUCUCGGUUUGCGACUUUUUCAACACCCUGGCGGCGGGAGGUUGCCUUUGCGUCCCAAGUGAGCAAGGGCGGAAGAACGACUUGGCGAAGAGCAUUACAUCUCUCCGAGCCAAUGCCAUCACUCUCACACGCUCGGUUGCUCAGCUUCUGUCUCCAGAGGACAUUCCUACACUCAAGGAAAUCACCUUUAGUGGAGAGGCUCUACAUACUAAGGAUGUGAUUCCUUGGUGGGACAAGGUGCGGGUUCGCAACAUGUACGCUCCUAGUGAGUGUACUUCAGCGACUGUCAUCAAUGACUUUGCUUCCACGCCCGAAGAGAUCGUAAACAUCGGAAGGGGAGCCGGAGUGGUAACUUGGGUCGUCAGCUCAACAAACCACAAUGUACUGAUGCCUCCUGGAUACGUUGGUGAGCUGCUGCUUGAGGGGCCGCUGGUAGGCCGCGGCUAUCUCAACAACCCGGAGAAGAUGGCGGCCACUUUCAUCGAAGACCCGGUAUUCUUGCUGCGUGGUACCCCUGGUCACCCUGGCCGUCGCGGUAGACUGUACAAGACCGGCGAUUUGGUCAGACAAAACGAGGAUGGGAGCUUAACCUACCUCGGCCGAAAUGACGCCCAAGUGAAGAUCCGCGGACAGCGAGUCGAGCUUGGAGAGGUUCAGCAUUGGGUACAGGAAUACAUACCCAACGCCGCCCAAGUUACAGUUGAGGUCAUCGUCGCACAAGGGGAAAAUGCAAGCCCAGAGCUCGCAGCCUUCUUGCAGAUUCACGGCGAUGACUCUGAGACUACGGAAGCUAGGGUCCUGUCUAUCUCUGCAGAGAUUGAGGAUAAGCUCACCGAGCAUCUGCCAGCCUACAUGAUCCCUACCAUCUUCUUCGCCAUGCAGUCACUGCCUUUGUCUCCUACUGGAAAGACAGACCGUCGGCGCUUGCGUGAGAUUGGGAUGAAGAGGCAGCCAACGACGCAGAUCGAGCAGAAGAUGCAGAGCAUCUGGGCCGAUGUGCUUAAUAUUGCCCCAUCAAGCAUUGGACUAGAUGACAGCUUCUUCCGGCUUGGAGGAGACUCGAUUGCCGCAAUGAAGGUGGUUGGCAAGGCUCGAAAAGCUGGGCUUGACUUACAGGUGGCCGACAUCUUCAAACAUCGCAGGCUACACAGCUUAGCCAGUCAGGACAUUAUCUUGCAUGCCAGUGCCAAAGACAUCCCACACUCAGAGCUGUCUGGUCAUGUUGAGCAAUCUUUUGCCCAAGGCCGGCUAUGGUUCUUAGAUCAGCUGUUCCCCGGCUCGACCUGGUAUCUCGUGCCUUGGUCAAUCAGGCUUCGAGGACCGAUCCAACUUGACGCUCUAAACACGGCACUAUUGUCUCUGGAAAAUCGGCAUGAAACGCUACGAACAAAGUUCCUGUCGAUUAAUAACACCAACGUCCAGGAAAUCAUGCCGUUCCAGAAGAAGCAGCUGAAGGUUAUCGAACUCCCAUCCGCUGACGUGGAGGCCGCUCUCGAACAAGUGUUGCAGAAGGACCAGACAACUCCAUUUGACCUAGCUUCUGAAGCAUCUUGGAGAGUCUCGCUUUACCGAUUGUCAAAGGACCACCAUGUACUCUCUAUCGUGAUGCAUCACAUCAUUUCCGAUGGCUGGUCCAUUGACAUCCUUCGCAAAGAGCUGGCCGAGUUCUAUUCGGCCGCGAUCCGAGGCCAGGAAGCGCAGCUUGAACCUCUCCCAAUCCAGUAUCGCGACUAUUCAACGUGGCAAAGGCACCCUGAGCAGGCAGCCGAGCAUCGGCGACAACUAGAUUACUGGACGACACAAUUGCAAACAAGUCGACCUGCUGAGUUCUUCUGCGAUAAGCCUCGACCGGCUACUAUGUCCGGACAAGCCGACAUCCAGGAACUGAAAAUCGAGGGCUCAAUCUACAAUACUCUGCAGGAAUUCUGCAGGAAGCAUGAAGUCACGCCCUUCGUCGUGUUGCUUGCAGCGUUCAGGGCCACACAUUAUCGACUCACAGGUGCCACAGAUGCCACAAUUGGUACCGCAAAUGCCAACCGAAACCGUUGGGAAGUCAAGGAUCUCAUCGGAUUCUUUGUCAACAUGCAGUGUCUUCGACUCAAGGUCGAUCAGGACAACGAGUCGUUUGAGGAUCUGGUCCACCAUGUUCACACAACUACAGCCGAGUCCUUCGCCAACCAGGACGUCCCAUUUGAGGAUAUCGUGACCAAGCUCCAGAAGCCUCGAGAUUUAUCUCGAAACCCGCUUGUCCAAGCUAUUUUCGCUCUUCAUUCCCAAGAGACUGUCGCUGAAUUCGCUUUGGAAGGCUUGGAAGCGGAACCCAUGGGAAUAGGAAUCACCUCGCGCUUCGAUCUUGAGGUCCACUUCGUCCAGGAAGACCACGGGUUCCGUGGACAGUUCAUCUUCUCCACAGAUCUCUUCAACUCGGCGACAAUCAGCAACAUGCGUUCAGUGUUCCACAGCGUGCUUCAACGAGCACUACAGGAACCCAAAGCAGCGAUCUCGGCCUUACCUCUCAUCGGCGAUCACGACUAUUCUGCACUUGAUGAGCUGGGUCUUAUCAAGCUCCAUGAGACCGAUUAUCCGAGGGAGUCGAGCAUCAUCGAUGUUUUCCACGAACAAGUCUCCAUUUGCUCCGAUAGGAUCGCUGUCAAAGACUCCCUGACGCAGCUGACAUAUGCACAGCUAGAUGAGCAGUCUAACCGGACUGCUUACUGGCUGACAACGAAGUCUCUGUCUCCCGAAACGCCGGUUGGCGUGUUUGCUGGUCGAUCCUGUGAAGCUAUUGUAGCCUUGCUCGGAAUUCUCAAGGCCAACUUGGCUUACUUGCCAUUCGAUAUAAAGAUCCCCUCUGGGCGGUUUGAGGCCAUGUUGUCGUCUAUAGAUUCAGACAAGUUGGUCCUCGUUGGGUCUGAUGUUCAACCGCCCAUCGUCAGGCUCAAGGACGUCGAGUUUGUUCCUAUCGCCACCACUCUUCGACACGAACCUCCCAGCAACCUUGCCUUAUCGCCACCUUCGGCUAGCAGCCUCGCUUAUAUCAUGUUCACAUCUGGCUCCACAGGUCAACCAAAGGGAGUCAUGGCGGAACAUGGCAACGUCCUCCGUCUGAUGAAGCAGAGUGACGUCGUCCAGCAUGUUCCAGAGGCUGCUACCAUGGCACAUUUAUCCAAUCUGGCCUUCGACGCCUCCACUUGGGAGAUUUACUCGACUCUGCUGAACGGGGGGACACUCGUCUGUGUCGACAACAUGGUUGUUUUGGACCAUGCGGCUCUUAGCGAGUUGUUCGCCCGAGAGAUGAUUCAAUCUCUCUUUCUCACCCCAGCCCUACUCAAACAAUAUCUCCAGGAAUGCCCCGAUAUUCUGCAUGCCCUACAAUUCUUACUUGUGGGUGGUGAGAGAGUUGAUGCACAAGAUAUAUUCGCAGCGAGGAAGCAUAUGACAGGAACGAUCGCCAACGUCUAUGGUCCGACUGAAAAUACAGCUUUCAGUACCUUUUACGUGGUCCCUGACGAGGAUGCUUGCGCAAAUGGCGUGCCCAUUGGCCGAGCGAUCAGCAACUCAGGUGCCUACGUCAUGGAUUCUCAGAUGCGUCUUGUACCACUCGGCGUUGUUGGAGAGCUUGUCGUAACUGGAGCUGGUCUUGCGAGGGGCUACACCGAUCCUGAAAGAAACAUUAACCGAUUCAUCACUGUGACGAUUGGUGGUGAGAAAGUUCAGGCGUACAGAACGGGUGACUACGCCCGGUAUCGAUCUGAUGGCCAGCUUGAGUGUUUCGGCCGAAUGGACGGGCAGGUCAAGAUCCGAGGUCAGCGUGUGGAGCUUGGAGAGGUUGAGCACGUUCUCCUCAGCCACGACUCGGUCAAUGAUGGUGUUGCGGUGUUGCAACAGGAGGACGACCGAGAGGCCGAGAUUUUUGGCUUCAUCACACUUCGUGAGAUUGGAGAUGGAACUCAACAACUCGACGACGGAAACAAACAUACAGAGGUUUCUGAUGAGCAGUCUUCACAACAUAUGGAGCAAACAAUCCGAGACCAGCUGUACGAGGCGUUCCAGACACAUCUCCCAUCCUACAUGAGUCCUCUAAGCAUCACCAUCCUAGAUAAGAUGCCAGUCAACGCCAACGGAAAGGUUGACCGUCGAGCUCUCGCAGCCAUGGCUCAAUCCCGGACGACCAGACGAGAAGUGAUACGUCAACCGACAUCAGAGCAAGAGCGGCAACUGCAGAGCAUCUGGGCCAACGUCCUCAACAUGGAUCCAGUCGAGAUCGGACUAGACGACAACUUCUUCCAACUGGGCGGAAAUUCCAUUGCUGCCAUGAAGGUUGUGGGAGAGGCUCGUAAGCUUGACUUCCAGCUCCUCAUAGCAGAUGUCUUCCGCUAUCCCAAGUUGCAAGAUAUGGCUAGCCCAGGGGUAUCUCUCACGGAGCAAGUCGGCGGCAACAUUGUACGAACUGAGAAGACUGGCCCAGUUGAACAGUCUUUUGCUCAAGGGCGUCUCUGGUUCUUGGAUCAGUUGUACCCCGACUCCACAGGGUAUCUGAUGCCCACAGCAAUCCGACUUCAAGGGCCACUUCGUCUCGACGCACUCAACAGCGCACUGCUCGCACUAGAAAAUCGUCACGACACCCUGAGAACCGUCUUUUCGACGGAAGGCGGCCUUAGCUUGCAGGAAGUCCAGCCCUUCCGACACAAGGAACUGAAUGUGGUCAAUAUUCCUCCAGGCGAUGAGGAAGUUCUAGCUCGUGCACUUCAUCGUGACCAGUCGACUCCAUUUGACCUACGCACCGAGCCAGGAUGGAAAAUCACACUGUACCGUGUGAGUGAGGACGAGCAUGUCUUGUCUAUGGUUAUGCAUCACAUCAUCUCCGAUGGCUGGUCUGUGGAUAUCCUCCAGAAAGAAUUGGCCACGUUCUAUUCGGCCACCCUUCGUGGCGAGGAUCCUCUAUCAAAGCUGUCCCCCUUGCCUAUUCAAUACCAAGAUUUCUCUGCUUGGCAACGACAGCCAGACCAGGCUAGGGAGCAUCAACGACAGUUAGACUACUGGGUUUCGGAGCUGCAGACAAGUCGCCCAGCAGAACUGUUUUGCGACAAGCCCCGACCAGCUGUCUCGUCUGGAAAGGCAGAUGCGCAACAGCUCGUCAUUUACGGCUCCUUGUUCAAUGACCUUCAAACCUUUUGCAGGGAACGGGCGGUAACUCCCUUCGUUGUGCUUCUCGCAGCCUUCAGAGCGACGCAUUUCCGUUUGACCGGGGCAAUUGACGCGACAAUCGGUAUGCCCAAUGCGAACCGCAAUCGCUGGGAGGUCCGAGAUAUGGUCGGCUUCUUUGUCAACUUGCAAUGCCUUCGAAUCAAGGUCGAGGAAGAAUCCUUCGAAGAGCUAGUCAAGCAGGUCCAAGCCACCACCAUCGCGUCUUUUGCCAACCAGGACGUUCCGUUCGAGGAUGUCGUUGCCCAGCUACACAUAGACCGUGACCUCUCACGGCACCCGCUGGUGCAGAUGGUCUUUUCGCUCAACUCCCAAAUCGGUCUUGGGGAAUUCGAGCUCGAGGGACUUCAGACACAGCUCAUGCCCAUAGCAACGACCUCACGAUUCGAUCUUGAGUUUCACUUCUUCCAGGAAGAACGCAGCCUCCGAGGCCAGGUUAUCUUCCUUACAGACCUCUACAGCAGCCAAACUAUCAGCAACAUGCUUUCCGUCUUCCGUACGGUUCUGGAGCAGGGUAUCCGGGAGCCCAAGACAGCCAUUUCCUCACUAUCACUACUGACGAGCGAUAAUUUCUCAACCCUGGACGAGAUGGGCCUAAUUCAGGUCGAAAAGACAGAAUAUCCUCGAGAAUCAAGCAUCGUCGACGUUUUCCGCAAGGAGGUUUCUACCCAUCCCGACCGGGUGGCUGUCAAAAACUCAUCUGUCCAGUUCACAUACAGUGAGCUAGAUGAGCGAUCCGAUCACCUUGCUCGCUGGUUAGCAAGACGUGCUCUAGCUACCGGAACUUUAGUUGGCGUCCUUGCCAGCCGAUCAUGUCAAACCGUUGUUGCCUUCUUGGGCAUUCUCAAGGCCAACCUGGCUUACUUGCCUUUCGAUGUCAAUAUUCCCAAGGUUCGGCUGGAGAGAGUUCUAUCGUCAAUGGAAGGCCAUAGUCUCGUCUUGCUCGGAGACGCUGUGCAGCCUCCUGUUAUCGACCUAGAUGAUGUCGAGUUUGUCUCAAUUUCAGAUACUCUCGACAACCAGGUACAUAACACGCCCAUGUCUCCGGCUCCAUCGCCUACAAGCCUCGCCUACGUUCUCUUCACCUCAGGAUCUACAGGUCAGCCGAAAGGAGUUAUGGUUGAGCAUCGUGGCAUUGUGCGCCUAGUCAAGGACAGCAACAUGUCACAGCACCUCCCUGAGACUCCAACCAUAGGCCACAUCGCCAAUGUCGCCUUCGACGCAUCAACGUGGGAGAUUUUUGCAGCUCUAUUGAAUGGUGGCACCCUAGUCUGCAUCGACUCUAUGACUGUUUUGGACUACAGUGCCCUAGCAAAUUCCUUCACUCAAAACGCAGUCCAAGUCGCCCUGUUCACGCCAGCUUUGCUCAAGCAGUGCCUACUUGACUCCCCCGUCACUAUCGGCAUGCUUGAGACCCUGUACGUUGGCGGAGACCGGCUUGAUCCUCAGGACAUAGUCACAGCGCAGAGUCUUGUAAAGGGCAAUAUCAUCAACGCGUACGGGCCGACCGAAAACUCCGUUGCAAGCACCAUCUACCCCAUUGAGAAGGGUGAGACGUUUACCAACGGCGUCCCAAUUGGCCGAGCUCUCACCAACUCAGGGGCCUAUGUGAUGGAUCCGCACCAACGCCUCGUGCCCCUUGGCGUAGUCGGAGAGCUUGUUGUGACCGGCGAUGGUCUGGCGAGGGGAUAUACCGACGCUCAACGCGAGUUUGGCCGAUUUGUCUCGAUUAAGCUUGAUGGGAAGCUGUCAGUCCGAGCCUAUCGAACCGGAGAUUACGUCCGUUAUCGACCACUAGAUGGUCAACUGGAAUGUUUCGGGCGAAUGGACGGUCAAAUCAAGAUCCGUGGCAACCGUAUUGAAUUGGGUGAGGUCGAGCACGUCCUCCGUAGCCACGAGGCUGUCAAUGAUGCUGUUGCGUUGUUGCAGCAAGAGCCUGAUCGAGACGCCCAACUUGUUGGCUUCGUUGCAGUGGGGCAGAUUUACGAACAUCAAGCUGCACUCCAGAACCAGGGAGACGAAGAAGAAGUGGAAGGUGAAAAUGAAUUGGAACACGUUGAAGUGUGGAGAGAGCUGUUCGAUGACGACAAGUACGAUGCCAUCGAUGACAUGCAAACCGAGACGAUUGGAAGGGACUUCAUCGCAUGGACCUCUAUGUACGACGGAACUGAGAUCGACAAGGGAGAGAUGAAUGAAUGGUUGGACGAUGGCAUUGAGACUAUUCUCAAUGGAGGACCGGCUGGCAACGUUCUGGAGGUCGGCACAGGCUCCGGUAUGAUCCUCUUCAACCUGACCAAAGGACUGGAGAGUUACGUUGGCCUCGAACCGUCCCAGCGAGCAGUUGAUUUCGUCAUGAAGACCGCGAACUCAAUCUCCAGCUUGGCUGGAAAGGUUCACGUACACAAGGGAACAGCCGCAGAUGUGACGCAACUACCCGGACCGCUGUCUCCCAACCUGGUGGUUAUCAACUCGGUUGCUCAAUACUUCCCGAGCCAAGAAUACCUCUUCAGAGCCGUGGAAGACCUCGCCCAAGUCCAGGGCGUCAAGACAAUCUUCUUUGGCGAUAUGCGAUCCCAGGCACUUUACCGGGAGUUCCUCGUCACCAAAGAGCUGCACCUUUUGGGAGACAAGGCAAGCAAGGAAAGCAUUCAACGGAGGGUUGCAGAGAUGGAAGAGACUGAGCUCGAGUUGCUCGUUGACCCAGGGUUUUUUAUCGUCUUGAAAACUAACCUGCCUGACCUCGUUGAGCAUGUCGAGAUCCUGCCGAAGCGAAUGAAGGCCACCAACGAGCUGAGCUGCUACCGCUACGCCGCCGUCGUGUACAUCAAGAGUCAAGACACUAAGCGGCAAAUUCACGGCAUCGACAGUGACAAAUGGAUGGACUUCAUGGAGCGUAGGCUGGAUCACCAGUCCCUGCUGCAACUUCUACAGGAUGCUGCCAGCUCUUCGUCUGUCGUGGCAGUCAGCAACAUCCCUCACAGCAAAUCCAUCGUCGAGCGACACAUUGUGGAUUCACUCAGCAACGCAGCAGACAAGACCUCUAACAACCGUAACUGGCUCUUUUCCGUCCGCCAAAAGGCUCAAAAUUGCCCUUCACUUUCCGCGGUCGAACUGGCAGAGAUCGCGCAUCAGGCAGGUUACCGCUGCGAACUCAGCUGGGCUCGACAACAUUCACAGCGUGGCGGUCUAGACGCCGUCUUCCACGUCUACGAACCAGUCAAUGGAGAAAGCAGGGUGCUUUUCCAAUUCCCUGAUGAUCAUCAAGGCCGGCCAUCGCAUUCGUUCAGCAGUCAGCCUAUGCGGCAGCAGCUGAAGCAGAAGAUUCGAGGCCAGCUGCUCGACAUGCUGCGUGCGCAACUGCCGUCUUACAUGAUUCCUCAGAUCAUUACGGUCCUAGAGAAGCUUCCGGUUAACGCCAACGGGAAGGUCGACCGCCGGGUCCUCGCAGAGAGCAUCCAAACGCGGACGAUAGGACGAGGCGUGGUCCGGCCACCAACUUCCGAGGCGGAACGGCAGAUGCAGAGGAUCUGGGGCCAAGUGCUGGAAAUUGAGCCGGCUACUAUUGGUCUGGAUGACAGUUUCUUCCAACUUGGCGGCAACUCCAUCACGGCAAUGAAGGUCGUCGGUGAGGCCCGAAAGGUCGGUAUCGCUCUAGCGGUAGCAGAUGUUUUCCGACGCGACACACUCGAAGACUUGGCUCGUCUCCCAACCACCGCUACGCAGAUGGAAGAGGUUGAAGAGGUUGAGCUCAUCGACCCCGUCACCAAGGCAGCUCUCCUCGAGGAGCUUGACUCCUCCGCCGCUAUUGACAUGCACUCUAGGGCAGUCGCCGACAUCUUUCCCCUUACCAAUGCCCAGGCGUUGGGCGUGGCUGAUGCCGUCAGGAACGAACAGUUUGCCAACUAUUUCUUCCUUGAUCUUGGAGCGGACUUGGAUAUUCCCCGCUUCAAGGCAGGCUGUAUUGCACUCCUCGAGAGGCUUCCUAUCCUCCGCGCAACUUUUCCGUCUCUUUUAGGAAAGUAUUGGCUGGUCAUUCCUCAUUAUCUCGACCUACCUCUUCGCAUCCAAGAUGUGGACGACGAUCUCGUCAAGGCCUCCAACGACUUUUGUCUCAGGGAGAGGAGUAACCUUUCGCCAAACGAACCGCCGAUCGAAUUCGUGCUUCUCAGACACAAGGCCCAAGGUAUCCGAUUGAUCUUCCGUCUAUCGCAUGCCCAGUACGACGGUGUUUGCUUUCCUAGCAUCAUCCAGUCGCUCCUCGACAGCUACAACAAGAUGGAGCUGUCUUCUGCUCCGGGCUUCCACACAUUCCUCUCUUAUUCUGCUCGCCAACGGCCCAAGGCAAUGGAACACUGGAGGAAGGUCUUGCAAGGGUCCUCUCUUCAUAAAAUUGAGUCCAACUUGCUCCCGCAGGGCACCAUUCCCGACUCUCAGCCAAAGCGCGUCGUGGUUGAUGUAGACAAACCCCUGCCGCAUCUUCCCGGAAAAAUCACUACUGCCACUCUGGUCAGUGCUGCAUGGGCUGUACUUUUAUCCCACAUCACCAAAGCGCAGGACAUUGUGUACGGCCACACGGUUUCCGGUCGCAAUUCUGCCAUUGAUGGAAUCGAGGAGAUUAUCGGACCAACCCUCAACGUUGUACCUGUUCGGGUCAACCUUGCGACUAUUCGAACGCCCACUGAGCUACUACUCUCUGUUCAAGAUCAAUUCCUCGAUAUCGGAGAAUCAGAUUCGAUGGGCUUCAGAGACAUCAUAGACAACUGCACCGACUGGCCAGCAAAUUCGAUGUUUGACACAAUCAUUCAACACCAGAACAUCGAAGAGCACCCUGAAUUUGGGUUUUCACAAGCUGCAGCCCGAGUGGAGUUCUUUGAAGACCACCACGCAGUCCCACGGAGCCUAAGUAUGGUAUCCUAUCCUUACGUGGAUCGUCUCCAUUUCACACUCGCCGCCAACACGGCUAUAUUAUCCGCAGAGACGGGGGAGAAGAUGAUAUAUUGCCUUGUUACGAUCAUGGAUAGGCUGGCCAGUUGUUCAGAGGUCCCCCUACACUCGUGUUUGGAUGACAUAGAUUUGCCGGUGUAGUCUGCAGCCAUUUUGUUUGUUUUGUCAGUCGAGCUUGAACGCAUCUUACACCGCUAUUUCUCUCUUUCUUCUUCGGUGCCUAACUUAG
Ilyonectria robusta is the source of this 30157-nucleotide messenger RNA. RefSeq lists its product as uncharacterized. Bases 1 to 30069 code for a protein of 10022 amino acids. The record is from RefSeq and is a predicted model, not a curated record. Gene Ontology annotation, cellular component: cytoplasm. The transcript is spliced from 4 exons. Gene Ontology annotation, biological process: amino acid activation for nonribosomal peptide biosynthetic process; secondary metabolite biosynthetic process. Gene Ontology annotation, molecular function: catalytic activity; phosphopantetheine binding. Lineage: Eukaryota; Fungi; Ascomycota; Sordariomycetes; Hypocreales; Nectriaceae.